Molecule: messenger RNA, 423 nt
Organism: Symbiodinium natans
Lineage: Eukaryota; Dinophyceae; Suessiales; Symbiodiniaceae
Source: the annotation of a GenBank genome assembly
AUGGCUGCGUCGGAACGGCGCCCACACAAACAGUCCAUGCUUUACAAGUUUCACCCGCAGCACCGCGUCUUUAACACUUGCCCGUGCGGGAAAGUGGAGAGCGCCAAGGUCGCUUGCAGAGGAAUACCGCCAAUGAUGGCAUCCGUGCUGGAUGCAAGUUGUUUUCUUGCACAGAUGAGAGCGUUCCUGCAGAAGUACUUGCUUCCGUGGAGACGCAAUGAUCUAGAAGAUGCUCAGGCCAAGAUUGAAAGCCUGGCCAGUCCUGGCAAAAAUACUUUGAGAAAACAGAGAAAAGAACUUGGCUGGCUUACGCAGAAGCUGAAACAGCACAAGCCGAUCUCUGCGCUGCCAGAACAAGUCUUAUUUAAAGCUUGCGUCUAUUCAGCGCAGCAACUCUUUUGGGUGGAACUCCUUCCUUGUUAA